Messenger RNA from Sabethes cyaneus, 1011 nucleotides. RefSeq names its product pancreatic triacylglycerol lipase-like. Gene Ontology annotation, biological process: lipid metabolic process. The transcript is spliced from 2 exons. The record is from RefSeq and is a predicted model, not a curated record. Bases 1 to 1011 code for a protein of 336 amino acids. Gene Ontology annotation, molecular function: lipase activity. Lineage: Eukaryota; Metazoa; Arthropoda; Insecta; Diptera; Culicidae.
AUGAAGCUUACAACGUUAGCCGUACUGCUGGGGUUAGCAGCUAUUGGCUACUCCUUACCGGUGGAGGUAAAGCCAUGGGCUGUGAUUUCGGAUAGCGCUGGACGGGCCCGCUUGGUUCACAUAAAUCCGGGCAAAGUGCUGGUCGGGGAAAAUGAGCCGGAGCCCUACUUCGAUCCCGAAACGGAUGUUGUUUUCCGACUGUUUACCCGACGUAAUCCAGUUCAUGGAGCCAUAGUGAAUUGGGCCGAUGGAGCUACAAUCAGCAAUUCGAACUUUAACGCAGAUCAUCCAACCCGUAUCCUAAUCCAUGGUUGGACUGAGGAUGACGAUGCUACGCUGUUCUUUGUUAUUAAGGACCACUAUUUGCGCGUUGGAGAAUUCAACGUGAUAACCGUUGAUUGGAGUGCAGGUGCGCAGACUAUCAACUAUAUCGCUGCUCGUAAUCGUGUUGGUGGUGUUGGAAUGAUUACAUCUCGGUUGAUUGACACAAUUCGGUCUACUACGGGACAAUCGCAGGCCAUGAUAAAUAUUAUUGGGUUCAGUUUGGGAGCACACGCAGCCGGUAAUGCUGGAAAGCAGCAAAAUGGUCAACUAGAUACGGUUAUUGGUUUGGAUCCAGCGGGUCCAUUGUUCUCCGAGGGACAGGCUGAUAUCUUCACCCCUAGCGAUGCCAUCUACACUGAAGCCAUCUAUACCAGUGCCGGUACGCUUGGAUUCGAUGGUCCGCUGGCUGAUGCUAAUUUCUAUCCGAACUGGGGCAGAUCUCAACCGGGUUGUAUAACGAACACUUGUGCCCAUAACCGCGUGACCCAACUGUAUGCUGAAUCGAUUUCAACCGAAGCGCACUUUACUUCGAUCCGUUGUGCUAACCAUAAUGAGAUUCUGAAUCAACAGUGUACCUCGAGUGGGCCGUACGCCAACAUGGGAGGUGAACCGUCUAACCGUGGACGUGGAGUUACUGGAGUCUAUCAGUUGAUGACGAAUUCCGGUUCACCAUUCGCGAGAGGCUAA